Prorocentrum cordatum is the source of this 714-nucleotide messenger RNA. The record is from the annotation of a GenBank genome assembly. NCBI's taxonomy places the organism in Eukaryota, Dinophyceae, Prorocentrales, Prorocentraceae.
GCGGCGGCGGCGGCCGCGAGGGCGGGCUCCCCGGGCGGCGCGGCGCAGCCGACGCCAGGGUCGGCCCGAGGCGUCGCGCAGCGGAGCAGGCAACAAGCACCGCGCCAGCUUGCGGAGGAGUGGGUGAAGCACAAGAUGCCUUCCAAGGACGUCCAGGGCCACUCCCUGUUCGGGCCGCCCGAGCGCACGCUGCCGGCCCCCCCCGAGGGGCUGACCGUGAAGGCCUCCGAGGCUCAGACGUACGAGAGGGCCCUGGCGUGGCACCAGAAGAAGGAGGAGAAAAACAAGCAGCGCGCGAAGGAGAAGUUGGUAACAGAGCUGAGCACGCUCAGGAACCCGAAGAUCACCGAGAAGUCGAAGUUCCUCGCGACCAGCUACAAGUCUGGCCCGCCCCCGAUGGCGGAGCGUGCGAGGCGACGCAUCGAGGAGGCGAGGGCUAAGGAGGAGAGCGAGUGCACCUUCCGGCCCCAGGUGUGCAAGGGCACCCGCCAGAUGCACGCCACGAUGCUGCAUUCGGGCGCCCAGUGGCACAGCCGCCUCCAGCCCCAGCACGUGCGCAGGGACCGCAUGGGCUGCAGGGCGAGGCGGGACGCCGACGUCGACGCGGACUGUACCUUCUCGCCCAGGCUUUCCCCGAUGGCGCAGCUGCUCGUGCGCGACGGCACCUUCCAGCUCGAGGAGGAACAGAACGGCACAGGAAUAGAUUACACCUGA